Exaiptasia diaphana is the source of this 1484-nucleotide messenger RNA. RefSeq names its product UDP-galactose translocator. Gene Ontology annotation, cellular component: Golgi membrane. Lineage: Eukaryota; Metazoa; Cnidaria; Anthozoa; Actiniaria; Aiptasiidae. Gene Ontology annotation, biological process: pyrimidine nucleotide-sugar transmembrane transport. Gene Ontology annotation, molecular function: pyrimidine nucleotide-sugar transmembrane transporter activity. The record is from RefSeq and is a predicted model, not a curated record. The transcript has 5 exons. The coding region runs from base 2 to 1021 and encodes 339 amino acids.
GAUGGCGGUCUCUGAUGGCUUGUUUAGUAUAAAGUAUAUAAGUCUAGUGAUAUUGACUGUGCAGAAUGCAUCAAUAACACUAAUGCUAAGGUAUAGUCGCAUUGUAUCCCAGGAACUGUACAUAGCCAGCACUGCUGUAGCAUUUUCAGAGGUGAUUAAGGUUCUAGUGUCUUUAGCUGUAUUAUUAUGGGAGAAAAAAGAUAUAAAAGAAGGGUUCAAAUAUGUUUAUUCAUCCACCAUCUGUAAUCCARUGGAUACACUCAAAAUGGCUGUCCCAGCAUUGAUUUACACUGUACAGAAUAAUUUACUCUAUCUGGCAAUUUCUAAUUUGGAAGCUGCAACYUAUCAGGUUACCUACCAAUUAAAGAUACUCACUACAGCAUUUCUCUCUGUCCUGCUUCUGAAGAAACCUCUCAGAAAAUUACAGUGGUUUUCUCUAUUUUUAUUGUUUGUUGGUGUCUCAAUUGUACAGCUGCAACCAACAAAUACAGAAACUAAAAAUGAAACAAAAACUGCACCAAAACAAAAUGCAUUUGUGGGAGGGAUUGCCAUUGCUGCAUCAGCUAUGUGCUCGGGUUUUGCAGGAGUGUAUUUUGAGAUGACACUCAAAGGCACUGAAACACCUCUCUGGGUUCGCAACUUACAUCUGGCUUGCUUUGGGUCAAUAUUAGGAAUGAUUGGAGUUUUGUACAAUGAUGGAGAAGAAGUUGCWGAAAAGGGAUUUUUCUAUGGUUAUACACCAGUUGUUCAAUUUUGUGUAUUUUUACAAGUGUUUGGUGGGUUAUUAGUGGGUAUAGUUGUAAAAUAUGCUGAUAAUAUCCUUAAAGGUUUCACAGCUGCAGUGGCCAUUGUCUUGUCUUGCAUUGCAUCAGUUCACUUCUUUAAUUUCAAAAUAACUGGACAGUUUCUAGUUGGAGCAGGACUUGUUAUUGCUGCUAUUUGUCUGUAUAGUAUUGGWCAAACCAAGAAAACUCCUAAAACUAACCAUAUUAUUUCAAAUGGUGGUUCAAAAAAUAAUUAAGUCUCACUCCAGCACUGAUUUAUAAGAUUAUUAGUCUACUUAUUUAUAAACUCAGCAAAUAGCCCAUGCUAUGUCCUGCUUUGUUUUCAACACAAAAUUCUAGGAAUUUUAAAGUACAWUUUAAACAAAAAAUUUAUUUUUAAUUAGAUAUUUCCAUUCAAGCCAUAUAGAGUUAGUACAAACAUGUGUUCAACACUUUCCACUAUUUACUACAAAAUAGUGUUAAUUAAACAAUAGGAAACAAUAGAAUUAGAAUAAUUUAGCAGUAUUUAGUGGUAUUUAUGUUGCACAGUUUUAGUGUUUGUAGUCUAUAWUAUGUACUUGAAAUGUAAAAUAAAAUCAGUAGUAUGUACUUAUUAGUCACUAUUUUACUGACUUAUUGUAAAAAAAUGUACUUAUCACUGAACCAUAAUGUAACCAGAAACAAAAGAAAAUACUCAAAAGAAUAGACAACUAAACUUUA